AGACGAUCAGCAGUCCUCUGGCAGCCAAAAUGAAGCUUGAGGUGACUACGUGCUGCUUGCUGUGUCUCCUGGCUCUGUCGGCUGCAGAUCUCCUGGCAGAGCCCUCCAUCCAUGAUGAGGAGCCUCGGGUGCAUCUUAAGCUCCAGCAGCCAGAAGGAGACCUCUUCUCCUGUGGAUGUGAUACAACAGAUGCCAGCCAGACCUCAUCCAAUGACACUCCGGCUCCAGAGAGAGCCGUGUGCCAGCCCUGCAAAUCCUUGUCAGGUGACGAAGAGGAGCUGGAGGAUGAGGUAGAAGUAGUACCUCCACCGGAGGGGGAUGCAGUUGAAGGACGGGUUCCAGAAGAGAUUGUAGAGGAGGACAAAGAGAUAAUAUCGGAGGUUCAAAGCAAGGAAAACCAAGCAUCUGAAGUUCCUCUAGAGGAGGAGAUCGCAAUGGAAGAGGCAGAGGAAGAAGAGGGGACACCUUUGGAGGAUCAGGAGGAAACACUAACAGACUUAUCUCAGGCAAAAGCAGAAGAUGUGAGUCAAGAAACUGAAUCUACAGCUGAGAAAGAAAGUGCUGAGCAAUUAGAAGAUGAAGGAUCAGAGGAGGAUGAAACAGUACCUGAACCAGAGGAAAGAAACCCAAGUUUGACAGAAAACCUCAAACCAGUAUCACAGGAGCUACCAAAGGGUACAUCAGAUCCAGGGGAGGAACCAGAAGUGACAGAACAACCUGAAACUGAAGAAGACCAGGAGGUCACCUCAGAGCCCGAGCCCAUCCCCGAGCCGGGCCCAGAACCAGAAGCCAUUUAUCAGGAAAGCCAGGAGCCUUCUGUUGAAGCUACUAUAGAUGAUGUAGGUAAAGAAACUACAGCAGACACUCCAGUGUCUGAACAGGGUUCUGAUGGAGAGGUGACAUUGGAGGAGCUGCCUGCAGAGGGUGAGACCAUCGGGUCAGGCCUGAGAGACCGUUCCCACAUUGAGGAGAUGCUGCGACUGGCAACCGCUGAAUCAUCAGGGGAGUUCUCUGGUGCCAUAAAGAGACUGUUGAACAUCUACCAUAAGGCCAUCAAGCCCAUGGAGCAAGUCUACAAGUACAAUGAGCUCAGACAACAUGAAGUCACGGAAGGUGAAAUCACCUCAAAGCCCAUGGUUCUGUUUCUGGGACCCUGGAGCGUCGGCAAGUCCUCUAUGAUCAACUACCUUUUGGGACUCCAUGGCACGCCACAGGAACUUUACACAGGUGCUGAACCAACAACGUCUGAAUACACCGUCAUCAUGCAUGGGGAAAGGUUUCGGACAAUAGAGGGCAUAGUGAUGGCGGCAGACAGUUCAAGAUCCUUCUCACCCCUGGAAAAGUUUGGUCAAAGCUUCCUGGAGCGACUGGUCGGCAUUGAGAUGCCUCACAAGCUGCUGGAGAGGGUCACCUUUGUUGAUACGCCAGGCAUCAUAGAAAACCGCAAACAGCAGGAGAGAGGUUACCCUUACAAUGAAGUGUGCCAGUGGUUCAUUGAUAGAGCCGAUCUUAUCUUUCUGGUGUUUGAUCCGACUAAACUGGAUGUGGGAGGCGAGUUAGAGAUGCUCUUCCGGCAGAUGAAGGGCCGAGAGUCCCAGAUCCGCCUUAUCCUCAACAAGGCCGACAGCCUCUCUACGCAGGAUCUGAUGAGGGUCUAUGGGGCCCUGUUCUGGAGCAUGGCACCACUGGUCAAUGUCACAGAGCCACCUCGGGUAUACGUCAGCUCCUUCUGGCCUCAGGAUUAUGCUCCAGACACUAGCCGGGAGCUCUUUAUGAAGGAGGAAAUCUCGCUGCUGGAGGAUCUUAACCAGGUGAUUGAGAAUCAGAUAGAGAACAAAAUCGCCUUCAUUCGCCAGCAUGCCAUCCGUGUACGCAUCCACGCUUUGCUGGUGGACCGCUACCUUCACACCUACCAAGACAAGCUGGGCUGGUUCGGGGACCCCCACGAGGUCUUCCAAGACAUUGUGAAUGACCCCGACAAGUUCUACAUCUUCAAGUCCAUUCUGGCCAAGACCAAUGUCAGCAAGUUCGACCUCCCUGACAAGGAGGCUUACCAGGACUUCUUUGGGGUUAACCCCAUCUCCAACUUUAAGCAGCUCUCCCAGCUCUGCAGCUGGACUGACGGCUGCCUCCUGGAGAAGAUUGAGAGGGCUAUCUCACAUGAGCUUCCAGCUCUGCUCAGCAGCAUCACCAAGGGCUCAGAGGCAGCCACGUCUGAAAAAGCUCCCCUGCCGUCUCCCACUGGCACCUGCAAGGGUCCUGAGUGCGAGGAGAAGCCAAAAAACCGCUGGAGGAAGCAGUGAGAUGGUUGGAAAGAAGACAGACAGAGAAGAGAGACGGCAGAGUUUCCUAUAUUAAUGUCCACUGGUGUGGAUGACAGGAAUAGCUGCUGGGAGACAGAAGCGAGAAAUGUUCCAAAAGUCUAACGCAGAACGGACUUCAGAAUAUUUUUGUUUUACCACUUAAAUGGGAGGAAUAUUUUCCUAAUGGAUGUUCUGUAGAUUUUAUAUGAAUGCUGAAAAAAAUAAUACAACUCUCUCCACAUUUAUUGGAACCCUUUAUAAAAAGCUCUAAAAAGCCAUGAAUUUGCUUAAGAUUUAAUUUUGAAUAAUUGCCAAUGUUUUUUUUUAUAUUUUAUAUAAUUGGUAGAAAGAAAAUCCAAUGAUUUAACUAUCUUUA
Molecule: messenger RNA, 2679 nt
Organism: Cyprinodon variegatus (sheepshead minnow)
Lineage: Eukaryota; Metazoa; Chordata; Actinopteri; Cyprinodontiformes; Cyprinodontidae
Product: sarcalumenin-like
Exons: 8
Coding region: 30-2303 (757 amino acids)
Molecular function (GO): GTP binding
Source: RefSeq, a predicted model, not a curated record